AUGAGUUUCUUGAGCCACAAAAACAGCCGCUGGACCAGCUACCAGUUCCGAUCCGAUAAAACUCGACUGGUCUGCACAGAGGCCCCGACCUCAACCCCGUCCAACGCCUUCGGGAUGAACUGGAAAACCGACUGGGAACCAGACCGGAUCCCCCAACAUCAGCGCUCGCGUGGCCCCAAUGCGGGCGAAUCCCUUCAGCCAGGUGCAGCGGCGGGCGGAAGGAGCGGAACCCAUGGAAAGCGCGGGCUGUUGGAGCAGCGCGCUACCGCCCACGGUUUACACCAAGUUGAUGCGGAGGUGAUGGACGGUCCUCUCCGCCGCCCAGCGGGGAUCCUCGGCUCCCCCCCGGCCUCUGGGAGCCAGCCCGCGGGCUCCGACAUGCUCACCCCCGGCGGCGGCAGCAGCAAGCCUCUCGCUUUCUCCAUCGACCGGAUUAUGGCCAGGACGCCCGAGCCCAAGUCGAUGCCGCUCCCCGGCUGGUUCCAGUCCGCUCCCGUGGGGAAACCCGACGUCUGUCCCUCCUCGCUGCAUUGUAUGAUCCCGCUGGUGCCGCUCGGGUACGAGCCGGGCCACCGGCUCAGCAUCACCGGCCUGGAUCCGGGCCACUUCGACGCGUCUCCUGUCGCUGCUCCCGCAGACUUUUUGGGCUUUGGGUUGAACUAUAAGAACCAGCAGGAGGACUCCGCUGCGAGCCAUCCCGCGGGCCAGUACAAACUCUUCAGACCCCGGGUGGUGAAUCAGUCCUCCUUCCCCACCAUGGGCACCGUGUGCUACCUGAACUGCAGCGGGGACGGCGGCGCCUGUGCCCCUCCGGCCGGCCUGGUCAACCUGCACCCGAUGGCCUCGUACCUGCUCACGGCCCGGCACAAAGCCUUCAUGGCCGAGAAGAGCAAGCCGGGCCUGCAGCAGGCCGGGGAGCGGUACCCGGUGUCCGGCGUGCAGGCCUUCAAGGAGCUGUCUCAGAGCCAGAUCCAGCACUACAUGAAGGAGCGGGACCAGAUUCUCACCGACAAGAUCUUCAAGGGCUCCGCGGCCGCGACCGCCCGGCUGGCCGGCUCCGGUCCCGGCAGCAAGCCCAAGGUUUUCACCUGCGAGGUCUGCGGCAAGGUGUUCAACGCGCACUACAACCUGACCCGCCACAUGCCCGUGCACACCGGCGCGCGGCCCUUCGUGUGUAAAGUCUGCGGGAAGGGCUUCCGACAGGCGAGCACGCUGUGCCGACACAAGAUCAUCCACACUCAGGAAAAACCGCACAAGUGCAACCAGUGCGGGAAAGCCUUCAACCGGAGCUCCACCCUCAACACGCACACGCGCAUCCACGCGGGAUACAAACCGUUCGUCUGCGAGUUCUGCGGGAAAGGAUUUCAUCAGAAAGGCAACUACAAGAACCACAGGCUGACGCACAGCGGGGAGAAGCAGUUCAAGUGUUCGAUCUGCAGCAAGGCGUUCCACCAGGUGUACAACCUCACCUUCCACAUGCACACGCACAACGACAAGAAGCCCUUCACCUGCCCCACCUGCGGCAAGGGCUUCUGCAGGAACUUUGACCUGAAGAAACACGUCCGGAAGCUGCACGACCCGGCCAGCCCGCAGUCGCCCCCCCAGGCCUGA
Messenger RNA from Xiphias gladius (swordfish), 1611 nucleotides. It is a transcript of the gene fezf1, whose product is annotated as FEZ family zinc finger 1. NCBI's taxonomy places the organism in Eukaryota, Metazoa, Chordata, Actinopteri, Istiophoriformes, Xiphiidae. The coding region runs from base 1 to 1611 and encodes 536 amino acids. The transcript has 6 exons. Gene Ontology annotation, cellular component: nucleus. The record is from RefSeq and is a predicted model, not a curated record.